AUGUCUGCGAAUAGCUCUAAUAAGAGGAAAAGAGACGGCUCUGUUGAGUUGAAGGUAUGUGUUAUAUGUAACAGUAGAUGCGACGAUAUUGUACACGAAGGCACAUGAGAGGGGACUAGCGAAGUUAAAAGAAGCGACCAAUGCGAGACGCAACGCACCUAAUGACACGUGCUACAAUGAGGCAAUGGAUCGCAUAUGUAUUGCAUUUGACUCUUCCCUUGCCGGUGAUCCUGAACUGGUUUGGCAUAGGAAAUGUUACUCAGACUUCACUCAUAAAGGCAAAAUUAAGCGCUUGACCGAAACUGUGCAAAGCGAUAACACAUCUAAACGAAGAAGGGAGUCAUCUGAAGGCAUGACGUCUGGUGUUUCUACUUCGGAGGCUUGCUCAACAAGGCGAUCAACUCAACCAGUAAAUUGGGAUUUAUGUAUGUUUUGUCAGGAGCCUGAUGGAAAACAGCGCCUUAUUUCAGUGUCCACGUUUAACGUGAGUAAAAAUAUUCUAGAAUUGUCUAAACUGGAUAACAAGAUGCGAGUUCGCCUUGCAGGAGUAAAUGAUCUCAUUGCUGCUGAAGGCAAGUAUCACCAAAAUUGCCGAAAUGAUUACAGUUAUAGUACAUCCAAAACAAAGAAAGAAUUAGAGAACACUGACAUUGCCUUCAUAUUCCUGUGCAAUGAGCUCCAGUAUGCUGCCGAAAAAGAACAGGUUCUUCAACUAUCGGACGUCUGGCAGCGAUAUCAGGACAUAGCUGCUGAAACAGAGACAUCCGUUCCUCAGUCGUUUUUCAGUCGUAGAACCUCAUUCAAAGAAAAAUUAGUGGAAAGGUUGGGUAGCUUGUUUGAAUUUGUACAACCGCUGGAACGAAACAAAUUAGAAAGAGAACCAUUACUUAUUCCACGGAAGUAUUCCCACGAUGUACUUGCUGAUUACUACUAUUCUACGAUUAGUAACGAUGAUAUGCUCACUAUGCCCACUUAUCAACACGACGAUGAUGCAUUUCGUUCGCUAAUUCACGUUGCUCUACAGAUACGAGGUGACGUUAUUGCGACACCUGGACAUGAAGGCCUUGAUGUGGCCGAGGCCGCUGCAAUUGACUGCGUCCCUGAUAGAUUAUACAUGUUCUUGAAUGUGGUUCUUGGCGGGCAAACACUCAUAGACUGUGAUAGUGAAACCGAAGGUAAAGGCAGUGCAAAGCGCCAAACGCUGAUUCUGAGCCUCGCACAAGAUAUAGUAUACGCAGUGAGCGAGGGUAAAAGGUGGACUCCAAAGCAUAUCGGUCUCGCAAGCACACUGCAUCAACUGACAAGGUCGAAGCAUUUGGUGGAGCUUUUCCAUCGUGCGGGGCACAUUCUCAGCUAUAAGCAAGUGCUGAAGAUUGAUACAGCGCUAGCAGAGCAUACACUGCAAUCGAUGAAUAGAGACAAUGGUGCUGUAGUUCCGCCCAACCUCUCAAGUGACGUCUUCACCCACUACACCGCCGAUAACAUCGACAUCAACGAUUCAACUCUGGAUGGCAAGAAUACAUUCCAUGCAACUCAAGUGGCUGCAUGGCAAAGAGGCCCUGCACCAGACGCACAACUAUCGCAAUUAAAGCCAUCGUCAAAUGUUACUUUGAAAAUUCCAGAAGCCAUGGAAAAACUUAUACCAGCAAAUAUCAACGAGGGUAAAACAUGCCCAGUAUUUGCCGAGUGCGUCGAGAUCGAGUGGUACACAGUUGAGAAGGACGAGUCUGACAUUGUGCAGCAAGCACGCGCCAUCGAUAUGUCUUACCUUGUGACGCGACAAAACAAAGAAACACGUCCUAGCUGGUCGGCUUUUAAUCAGUCGUUAAGUAAACGGAGUGCAGAAAGCGCGGCAAUUACUACUGUGGGUUACAUGCCAAUAAUUCAGGCACCAGCACACGAGAUAGAUACACUGAACACUGUAGUGAGACGCUGUAUGUACAUCUCUUCGCAACUAGGGCAAGAAUACACAGUUCUCACAGUUGAUCAAGCCUUGUAUUACAAGUUAAUGGACCUCAAAUGGACUAUCCCUGAAUACAAAGAUACGCUGAUCCCGCGUCUCGGUGGACUGCACAUUUCCAUGAAUUUUCUCAAGGUUAUUGGGCAGCACACCAAAGACUGUGGCCUUGCUGAAGCAUGGGCAGAAGCAGGGAUUUUAGGUAGCAGCACAAUCGAGCAUGUGAUGGCGGGAAAGGCAUACAAUAAGGGAAUGCGCAGCCACAAGUUAUCAUUUCAAGCAUUGUGGAGACUUCUUUUACCCGAGUUGCUAACAUUUCUUCGAACCAUUGAUGCAAAUCUUGCGGAUGAAAUUGAGAAGCUGUCCGAAGCCGACGACAUCGACAAGUUGACGACAACGCUGAAAACGGCAAGGUACAUGUCACACGAAUAUUUUUGGCCAAUUUUAAGUUUUCAUGUCUCCCAGCCUUAACAUUUACACGUUUCUUGUCUACUUCGACUUAUAUAUAUUUUCAAAUUUUCAGGCUUCAAGAUGUCAUGGAUAAAUUCGUAGAGGAGCGAUCAUCAAAUGCAAAUUUUUAUUUUUGGUGGAGUUAUCUGGAGAUGGUAUCUAUUUUGUUAAUGUUUACUAGAGCCCAGCGUGAUGGCAUAUGGGACUUGCACUUGUUUUCAUUCAGAUGCAUGCUGCCUUAUUUUAUGAGGUACGAUCACACAAAUUACGCAAGAUGGGGACCAAUCUAUCUCGCAGAGAUGCAUCAGUUACCGGCAAAAGUGCUUGAGGAAUUUAAGAAGGGCAAUUUCGUUGUCAAACGAUCUGCAGCCGAUUUCAACCAAGUGAGCCCAGACCAAGCUCAAGAAUGGUUGAAUGCGACUGGAAAGAAAGGCGGAGGUGUGGUGGGUAUAACCAAAACAGCUUCAGCAUUAAGCAGAUGGGCUCUCUCAUACAAUCUGCGUUCUCAUGUCGCCGCUGAAACUGCACUGAUGUUCAACUGUAAAACGGAUGACAGCCUAAUUCACAAAGAGGGUGGGCUAUCAAGGCAAAUUCACGACAAUGAUGCGGAGAAUGCACUGUACUUGACAUUUCAGAGGUUUAAUGCUUUUUCCUUGUGUGUGUCAAACGAAGAAUUACAGAAUAUCGCGACCAAAGACUUGGCAACUUCGGAGAUUGAGCAGUCGUUGCUAAAUGCACGAAGUUUGGGACAGUCCCAACUCGAAGAGUUUGUUAGGGUUAGAGUUCUACAAAAUGCGGAACAAGAGCCUAAAACUACGUUCCGUGAUUCCCUUUCCAAGAACAAGCCCCUCACAUUUGCCAACCUCUACGAAGUAAUGAAAGAGGAGGCAUCAACGGAGAAAAAGAAAAUUUUGACUGUCGAUAGAAACGUUCUCCACCGUCUGAUUACCGCGUAUGAGGCUGGUCGCGAAGUCAAUAUGCAGGAUAUCCUGAAGCAUGAGCUCAUGCCUGUCCCUGUCUCCAUUGUUGAAACGAACCAGGCAUUAAGAUCUGGAAACAAGUCUGUCCUUGCAGAGGUUUUAACAAAAGAAGUUACUUGCCCUGCAGCUGUAACCCUCGUAGGCGACUCGGCAUUAGUAAUCGACGGAUUUGCAUUGGUUGCAGCAAUAGGCAAACCAGAAAAGGCAAAAACGUUUGGUGACUUGUCGGAUGUCUUUUUCAGCACUAUUUUGAACAAAGGGACUGAGUACAAACGAGUCGACAUCGUGUUCGAUAGAUAUCGAGAGAAGUCGAUCAAAGCCUCCACCAGAACUCGCAGGUCUCGGAAUGUGCGUGCCAUUCGGAGAGUUAUUGAAGGCCGAUUUGUUCCUUUACCAUCAAACUGGCAGGCAUUUCUUGCACUUGGUGACAACAAGGCUGACUUAGCUCGGUUUUUAUCCGAGGAGCUGAUCACAAUGGCACCUGAACACAAAGCUAUUAUUGUUUCUGGCGGAUUCAAGGAUGAAGAGGAGGUACGGUGCUCAGACUCAACAAUUGACGUUCUUGGGCUGCGUUGCAAUCACGAGGAGGCGGAUACCCGCAUUGUCUUACAUGUUAUACACAACAACGGGUUUGCUCAGAAUGUUGUCGUUUCAGCCCGUGACACAGAUGUGCUACUGCUGUUGUUGGCCCAUCGACAUCGGAUAACUUCGAAAGUCUGGAUUGCAGCAGGAACUGCUAAGAAACCCAAAUUUAUCCCUUUAGACGAUGUCUAUCGUAAGCUUCCAGCAGAAUCAGAGAAGGCCAUUCUACAAUUUCAUGCGAUCACCGGCUGCGACACCACCUCGUACCUGUUUGGUCACUCCAAGAAGACCUCAUGGACGGUGUUGAAAGAUUACUUUCAUCUGCUCCUUUCCCUCGGAGAAGGAACUCUGACAACAGACACACUUAAAAGAGCAGAAACGUUUGUUUGCAGAAUCUACAAGACAAACGUACCAUCCGUGGAUAUGGCUCGAUUUCUGCUAUUUGCUAAGGCUGGUACUCCAGAUAAACUUCCACCAACAAGCGACGCCUUGAAGUACCAUAUAAUGAGAGCUCAUUAUCAGGCUAUGGUGUGGCGACAGGCGCAUUGUCCAAAGCAAAUUCUGCCUAAGCCUGAGGAAUCUGGUUGGAAACUUAUGGAUGACAAGCUGGUUCCAGUCCUGAUGACACGUGACCCAAUUCCGAAAGCAUGUGUGGAGAUGAUUACAUGCAAGUGCACCACUGGUUGUGCAACUCUGCGUUGCAAGUGCAAGAAAGCAAAUAUUGUGUGUUCCGGACUAUGUUGCUGCGGCAAAUCGGAGAACGACUUAUGCAUUAAUAAGCUACCAUAG
Molecule: messenger RNA, 4758 nt
Organism: Paramuricea clavata
Lineage: Eukaryota; Metazoa; Cnidaria; Anthozoa; Malacalcyonacea; Plexauridae
Source: the annotation of a GenBank genome assembly